Messenger RNA from Quercus lobata, 1248 nucleotides. RefSeq lists its product as uncharacterized. The coding region runs from base 1 to 1248 and encodes 415 amino acids. The record is from RefSeq and is a predicted model, not a curated record. The transcript has a single exon. Lineage: Eukaryota; Viridiplantae; Streptophyta; Magnoliopsida; Fagales; Fagaceae.
AUGCAUCUACCUCCAGGCUUUCACAGCAAGGGGGAGCAUUUGGUGUGCAAACUAAAUAAGUCAUUGUAUGGACUUAAGCAGGCCUCAAGACAAUGGUACUCUAAGUUCUCAGCUACCAUUUUGAAAUGUGGUUUCAAACAAUCUAAGUCAGAUUACUCUCUAUUCACCAAGAAGUUUAAUCAGUCAUUUAUAGCUCUCUUGGUGUAUGUUGAUGACAUCCUUAUUGCUAGUAAUGAUGCUCAUGCUAUUGAAGAACUUAAGGUGUUUUUGGAUCAAGAAUUCAAGUUGAAAGACCUUGGAAACCUGAAAUUUUUCCUUGGUCUUGAAGUGGCCAGAUCAGAACAAGGCAUUUGUUUAUGCCAAAGGAAAUACACCUUGGAGAUACUUAAAGAUGCUGGGAUGUCAGGUUGCAAACCAAGUAAGGUUCCUAUGGAACAAAAUUUGAAGUUAAGCAAGUUUUGUGGGGAGUUAUUGCUUGAUCCUAGUGUUUACAGAAGACUAGUAGGGAGAUUGUUGUAUCUCACCAUAACUAGACCAGACAUUGCUUACUCAGUACAAAAAUUGAGCCAAUUUAUGUCCAAGCCACGCAAACCUCAUCUGGAUGCAGCUUAUAAAGUGCUGCAAUAUCUUAAAGGAACUCCUGGUCAGGGCAUCCUUUUCUCAUCCAAAUCAGAUUUACAUUUAAAGGCAUACACAGAUGCAGACUGGGCUUCCUGCAUUGACACUAGAAGAUCCACUACUGGAUUUUGCAUUUUCUUAGGUGAUUCACUCAUUUCAUGGAAGACCAAAAAGCAAUCUAUAGUCUCUUGUUCCUCUGUUGAGGUAGAAUAUAGGGCCAUGGUAGUUGCUACAUGUGAAAUAACUUGGCUUCUGGCCUUGUUAAAGGAUUUGGAGGUUUUUCAUCCCAAACCUGUCAUGCUUUUCUGUAACAAUCAAGCAACCAUAUACAUAGGUGAGAAUCCCGUGUUUCAUGAAAGAACCAAGCACAUAGAAAUAGAUUGCCACUUGGUCAGGGACAAAGUUGAAGAUAAGGUCAUUCGUUUAUUUUUUACUCCCACUCAUUCCCAGCUAGCUGAUCUCCUCACAAAGGCUCUUAGUGGUCAGCAGUUGCAAGCAUUACUAUCCAAGAUGUGUAUUGUGAAUAUCCAUAAUCCCAAUUCUCAUCUUGAGGGGGAGUAUCAAGAUUGCAGCCCACAUCAGAAAGAUAGAAAAGAAAUGAAGAAAAAGAAGAAAGCAGCGAAGAAAUGA